Corythoichthys intestinalis (scribbled pipefish) is the source of this 2876-nucleotide messenger RNA. It is a transcript of the gene lrrfip1b, whose product is annotated as leucine rich repeat (in FLII) interacting protein 1b. NCBI's taxonomy places the organism in Eukaryota, Metazoa, Chordata, Actinopteri, Syngnathiformes, Syngnathidae. Gene Ontology annotation, biological process: regulation of transcription by RNA polymerase II. The record is from RefSeq and is a predicted model, not a curated record. Gene Ontology annotation, molecular function: DNA-binding transcription factor activity, RNA polymerase II-specific; RNA polymerase II cis-regulatory region sequence-specific DNA binding. The transcript is spliced from 18 exons. Bases 418 to 2031 code for a protein of 537 amino acids.
CAACUGGCCACCGGCCGCCGCCACACGACUGCGGAAGGUAAGGUGGCUGUGCCCGUGGCGCCGUCCUGUCCUUCAUCACCUGUCGUCAUGAAGCGUGAUUUGCGCCUCCGCGUCCCGGAAACAACGUAGGCGGCUACCAGGCUCACGGCGGAUGUUGACAAAGGCGGAUUAACGAGUUUUCGGGGCGGUGGAUGGACAACAUUUGUGACGGAGCCGGUUUCGAGUGUUUUCUGGUUCGGAUACUGGGCUAACGCUAGCUUAGACAGGAACGACACCGAACCUUCAAUAAGACUUCAGGCCCAUUAAAGGACUUGAAGCUCAACUGCAGGAGUGGUACUUUGAUGCGCGACGCGUCUGUCAAGUGUUUGUAAAGAUUGUAAAGCCAGUAGUGGUCCAACAGGGACGUUGCUGGGCACCAUGGGGACCCAAGGACCCGGCAGAAAGAGGCUGCCGAACCUGGACAAGCUGACAGCAGAGGACGAUGCUCUCCAAAAGAUUGCCCGGGAGGCGGAAGUAAGAUUAGCAGCGAGGCGAGCGGCAAGGGCGGAGGCCAGAGAGAUUCGAAUGAAGGACCUGGAGAGGCAACACAAAGAGAAGUAUUAUGGUGUGGAUUAUAAAUGGGGUCACAUUGAACAGUGGAUGGAGGAAGGCGAGCGCUAUUCUCGCCACUCACGGAGAAUCGCUUCGCUCUCAGAUGAUGAAGAGCGGAUGUCUGUGGGUAGUCGAGGCAGUCUGAAGCCUUCAGAUUACAGCUCUUUUCUUGGUUCUUGCUCUCGGGCAUCCUCCAGAGCUAGUUCAGCUCGUGCAAGCCCUGUGGUGGAAGAGAGACUGGACAGAGAUUUUCUGGAUAAGGGAUCUAGGACAGCGCUGAACCUUUCUGCAGCCACUCUAUCUUCACUUGGUGGGGCCUCUUCUCGUAGAGGAAGCUGUGAUACCUCGGUCUCCAUUGAGAUGGAGGCGUCAAUGAGGGAGAUGAAGGACUCUGUGGCAGAGGCUGAGGAAAAGUAUCGCAGAGCGAUGGUUUCAAACGCUCAGCUGCACAACGACAAGUCAACUUUAAUGUACCAGGUGGAAACGCUACGGGAGGAACUGAGCGACAUGGAGGAGCUGCUCUGGGAGGCGCGACGCCACUCUGAUGAGUGUACCAAAGCAUACGAGCGUGAGCGAGAGUGUCACAUUGUCCUUCAGUUCCAGUUUAAAGAGAUGGAAGAGACUAUGAAACGCAGCGAAGAACUGCUGAUGGAAGUGUCACAGUUACAAGCGCAAACUCACGCUUACUCUCAGGACGUGUCUGACUUGCAGGAAGCUCUGCAGUGGAAGGAAAAGAAGAUUGCAGCAUUAGAGCGUCAGAAGGAAAUCUCUGACAUCAUUCAGAUUGAGCGUGACCAACUGAGAGUUGAGGUGUCCAGCCUUCGAGAUGUUUUGAAGCAGAAAUACGGGGAAGUCAUUUCUCCUGAGGUCGCAACUAAUGGAGGGCUGAGAUCGGAAGAUGCUGAGGAUGAGUUUGACAACAGCUUUGCUUCCCGAUUGGCAGUGGAAGCUCCAGGGAGCAGAGAGAGCAUGUUGGAACUGCGGCUUAAGAAGCUCAUUGAAGAAAGAGAGAGUUUCCAGGAUCAGGUCAGAAUGCUCAGAAAACAACUACUUCUGAGCCAAAGAAAUGGAUCUGAUGGGAGUCAGAAUCGUGAGGAAAACCGUCUAGAAAAUGGCACGGACUCUUAUGUGAUGGACACCCAGAGAGAUGCAAACAGACAAAUUAGCGAGCUGAAGUUCAAGCUGGUGAAAUCUGAACAAGAAGUUAACACUUUGGAACAGAGCAUCAUCCGGCUGGAAGGUCAGGUAACGCGAUACAGGACAGCAUCGGAGACCGCAGAGUUGGUCGAGGAUGAGCUGAAGGUCGAGAAGAGAAAACUACAGAGAGAAUUACGCUCAGCCCUGGACCGAAUUCAGGAGCUUGAGUCCACCAACGGUCUCCUUGCCAAACGGCUGGAGAAAAUGAAGGCCACCCGCAGCGUUCUUCAGAGCCAGCAGUGACCCCUAUUUGCCCAAAAGGAGCCUACCUCGCCCCGGAAAGGACUUCAUUGUUUGCGGAGCAUGACUCCUGAACAACUGUCUGGGUUUGAAACCUUGUGGAAUCUUUUCUGCUGCACCAUGACUCACAGUCAGUUCUGAUGGUUAACGGACGCUUGAUUUUAUCCUUCAUGCAGGACUGUUUGGGUGGGUGUUGUGUGACCGGGUAUUGUGGGGGUCUCUGGAAUGUGUUGUGCUGUCCUGAGACUCCACCCACCUGCUCUGACAGGUGGUCAAAAAAACACAACAUCUUCUGCCUCAUCAACUCCGACAUAGGUCUGUGUAAUAAGUUGUUUGAGCAUUUACUCAAUCUCAGUUUAAGGUCCUUGUACUGUAUGAGAAAUCUCUUUAUUUCCACUGGUAAAUUGGACAAUUUAGCUCACUAGUAAAAUGGCUAUCUUACUAUUAUAACUCAUAACAAUAACAGAAUGGAAUGACCAAGAGAAUAGUCACAUUUGUUUGUGCUGACUUCCUCUAUAGUAGGGGUGUCCAAAGUUUUUUGCCUCGAGGGCCGCUUUCCACUUUAUCUUAAUUUAUUGACUGCGAUAGACGUUCAAUCCAUUUUGACUAGGAGGGCUGACAGCAAUCGUUUGAUUCUUGACAGCUCCUAGUUGUCAAAUUGAAGAGAAACAUGAUCACUCAAUGCCAGCCUUCCAAGUUGAAAUGGAUUUAAUGUUUCUAACUGUCAAUCGCAUUGAAUGAAUGCUGCAAGCAACAAAAUAAUCCAAAGGUGUAAGGAUAUUAUAUAUAUGCGUGUGUAUGUGUAUAUACAUAUACAUCUAUAGACAUAUAUAUAUAUAUAUAUAUAU